Molecule: messenger RNA, 1107 nt
Organism: Adineta steineri
Lineage: Eukaryota; Metazoa; Rotifera; Eurotatoria; Adinetida; Adinetidae
Source: the annotation of a GenBank genome assembly
AUGCAGUUGGUUACGAUCAUAGUGCCAAUUGAUGGUUGUAAGUUAUUCAUUAUUGAAGUUGAUACAACAACGACCAUACCUUAUCCAGUCGAUUCAUUUACAUUAAAUGUUGCUCAACGUUGUUCGUUCUUGUGUAACUUGACCGACUUAGAUCCAACUUAUAAUGCAUCCCGUGUCAAGUCAAUUUAUAUACGAAUACAAGCUACUCUUUCGGUAUAUCCUCAAGACGUUACUAGUUUUAUUCCUCCUUAUGAAAAUCAGUGUUAUCCUUAUCCAACUUUCUACAAUCCAUUGUAUCUUGCAUUUUUAUCACUUGAUUCAACAAACUCAACACCAACAUAUCUAGCUACAUUAGCAACUCCAAUCCUAUCGAAUGUUACUCCUCCACUAGAUACAAAUAUUCUAGAUGCACGACCUCUAUUUCGAAAUGCAAAUGGAGUUCCGAAUGCAACUCAUUAUUUAGCUAUUGCGGUUGGAUUUGGUGUAGGACCAAGUGGAUUCGGUGAUGCAACAGUGAAUGGCGUCUCAUAUAGUUCAGAUGCUAAUUAUAUGCAUAUGAGAGAUGAUCCACCAACGGGAUUUACUUCAGACUUAUAUGAACCAUUACUCUAUCAAAUGGUAAGAAAGACUAAUCAAUUAGCAAUUUCAUCACCUCUUCUGGAGGCAGGAAACGACUUGCCAGUCAUUCAAAGUGAUGCAAAUGGACAUUAUUUAAUCCCUUACCUAGCUUGUGUUGAUAUUUAUAUAACCAACCCGAUUGGUGGUGAACAUCCGUUUCAUUUACAUGGCCAUAAUUUUUGGAUUGUUUCAACAUCGGACUAUCCCGAAGCUGAGUUCCUGUAUGCCGAAGACUUUAUGCAACGUGAUACUGUGAGUGUGCCAGCAGGCGGUUGGGCUAAAAUCCGAUUUGUAGCCGAUAAUCCUGGUGCUUGGUUCAUGCAUUGUCACAUUGAAUGGCACAUGGCAGAUGGACUAGCAGUAGCUUUAAUUGUUUCACCCGACCAGCUUUUGACUAAUGGUUAUACUAUUCCACAAAGUGGACAAAGACAGUGUGAAGCACUACAACGAUUCAAUACGACUUAUGAUCCUGUAAUACCCUCAAAUUAA